ACAGGAGGCACUUGGCAGAGGGAGAGCUGAAAUAAGCCCAGCUGAGGUACCUAAGCUGCAGCCACCCACAGGGAGAACAGCUUGAGAUAUGGCCAAGCAAAGAAGACUCCGUCUCCCCAGGCAGGGGAUCUGCUUGGUUUUGUUGAUGAACCUGUGGCUGAAGGUGGAGCUGGCUCUGGCGACUGAGUGCUCCGACGAUGAAUUCAAAGUGGUGACCAAGGGGGGUAUUACAAACUGCCUCAAGUGCAGCUCAGCGACACCCGGCCUUUCGGAUCCAUGCCCUGACAUCCUGAAACCGACCUGUAAGUGUAGUCCUGGAUACCAGUGUAGUAAUCUUCCAUGUACGAUCUGCAGUCCACUCCCUCAGUGUGAGGCGGGGACGGAGCUGAACAAAUCAGGCACCGAUCACUUCAAAUUCAUCUGUGAACCCUGUAAAACUGGAACCUAUUCUGACACUCUGAACAGCUGUUGCAGGCCUUGGACUAACUGUGAGAGUUCUGGACUACGAACAAUCAGGCCAGGAAAUCAUACCCACAAUGUAGAAUGUGGCAUUUUCGGAGCUGUGACCCCAGUUCAGCAGCAAGAUUCCAAGUACACUACCAUCCUGGCGAUAUUGACUGCACUGGGUGUAUUCAUUCUCAUCCUGAUGACUUUCUUCCUGCACCUUUGCUUAUGGACACUGAAGAAAGAGAAACUCCACAUCGUUGAAGAGCCUGAUCAUCCUAGCCGUCUGCUGCCACCUGUGUGCCGCCUGGUCGAAGAUUCUUACAGCUGCCAGUUCCCGGAGGAAGAACAUGGAGGCAAAACCGCGGAAGGAAAACUCUCUUAUUGCCCUUUUGUGGGGUCACACUGAAGUUGCAGAGGAAGUGCAAGCCGCUACCGGAGGAGCAGAGCUGGGCUUGUCUUUUCAAACAUAGUGUGGAGAGGGGCAAAGGGGCAAUUUCAAACAUAGCAGCAAGAAGUGGGCUUUUGUAACAGAGUUUGUGUUAGAAACUGAGGAACAACUAACUCAAGUUGACAUUUAGUGCAGUCAGAAUCCCAGCUGCAUGUUCCUCCUUUUCUGAGUCUAGCCCUCCUGAGCUCAGUCUGGGACUAGAAUAUCCAGAUCUGAUUUUCCCCUGAGCGUCACAUGCUCAUGACCCUGAGGGACCUCCCUUACUGCAUGGCAUCUCCAUGGAGUGUCAGGGUCUCUCCAUGAGGUCCUACAGAUGCCUCUGUACUGGCCAUGUGAGUACGUCCCUGGGGGACUCAACUGUCAUUUUCAUCAGUAGUUUUGCCAAGGUGGCGCGUGUGUCUGCUGGGCAUAUAUGAAGGGAGCGGGCUGGGGGGGGACAAAGUGUGUCUAAAGGACCACAUACAAUAUGCAAGUCUGCAGUCAACCAUAUUGCAUUCCACUCGCCCCGCAUUGCCUUCCAUUUGUAGGUGAAAAAGGGAGCUCUCUCUGAAUCUGUGAAAUAGUUUUGCUGUCAGCUGGAAAUUUCCUUGAUGCUUCUGCUGAUGGUGCAGAUCUCAGUGCACAGCUCUUGUCCUUAUAUAGUUUCCAGACUGAGGUACCUCCCUUAAUGUGGCUGUGAGCCCUGCUCUGGAGACCAUCAAAGGCCCUUGUAUGUGGUUGCAGAGAUUCUUGCAGCAGAGCAAGAGCCUUGGCUUAGCAAUAGGAGAACAUGGGGGUGUUUUGUGUUCCAUCACACGUCAGAGAACAUUUACCUGGAGAAUUUUUGCCCCGGGAGCCAUUUUUGUUUGAGGAAUAGUUAAUUAAAAAUGCAAACAAUCAAAAACCCAACCUGAGGCCUAUUUACAAACCAUAAAGAAUCUCUUUGUAAAUAAUUCCCACCCAGUUUUUAAACAAAACAGAGGCUAGGACUCACAUUUUUGGGCAGGGCGAAAGGAAAAUCGUGCCCCCAAGUUCUAGCUGGUAUAAAUCGGUGAAGUGCAAUGGACGUGACCAGCAACUUCAGUGGGGCUACGCUGAUGUAUGCCAGUUGUGGAUCCAGCCCCAGAAGUUUUGAAUUUUGUUAAACUAGAACCCGAGAUUUUCCCAGAGUACCACCACUGGUAAAAUGAAUCCCUUCUGCCUUAAUUUAAAAGGUGAAUUCCUCAGAUUUGCCUGGCUAGCUCAGUUGGUAGAGAGUCAGACUUUUAAUCUGAGUGUCCAGGGUUCAAGCCCCUCGUCAGGCACAGAGAGUCUAUCCUCCUGUGGGAUCUCCCAAGAAUUUCAAAAGGCACACUCUCGUUCAUGUUAGGGGGAGGGAUAGCUCAGUGGUUUGGAUUGUU
Chelonoidis abingdonii (Abingdon island giant tortoise) is the source of this 2274-nucleotide messenger RNA. RefSeq names its product TNF receptor superfamily member 18 (gene TNFRSF18). Gene Ontology annotation, cellular component: external side of plasma membrane. The record is from RefSeq and is a predicted model, not a curated record. Lineage: Eukaryota; Metazoa; Chordata; Testudines; Testudinidae. Gene Ontology annotation, biological process: positive regulation of cell adhesion. Gene Ontology annotation, molecular function: protein binding.